AUGGACGAAAGCCUUUAUCUCAGCGGAAUCGUCAAUUCCGUGACAAUUGUUCACCGGCGUGACGAACUGAGAGCCACGAAGGUCUUGCAGGAACGCGCCUUUGCCAACCCUAAGUACAAGUGGCUUUGGAGCCACGUAGUAGAAGAAUUUACGGGCAACGAGGCUCUCGAAUACGCCAGGGUUAAAGACCUGAAGACCGGUGAGGUUUACAAUUACCCCACUGCCGCCGCUUUUAUCUAUGUUGGCUUCCAUCCCAACACGGAAUACCUCAAGGGCCUGCUGGACAUGGACCCACUGGGUCACUUAUACACUGACAUCCACAUGCGUACCAAGGCUCCCGGCGUGUACGCCUGUGGAGAUGCCCGCGCUGAUUCAACUCGCCAGUUGGGCGCCGCGGUGGGUGACGGCAUUACCGCUGCCCUCGCCGCCUAUCAUGACCUGAGCGGCGCUUAA
This is a messenger RNA of Geodia barretti, 453 nucleotides long. The record is from the annotation of a GenBank genome assembly. NCBI's taxonomy places the organism in Eukaryota, Metazoa, Porifera, Demospongiae, Tetractinellida, Geodiidae.